Cylicocyclus nassatus is the source of this 509-nucleotide messenger RNA. Lineage: Eukaryota; Metazoa; Nematoda; Chromadorea; Rhabditida; Strongylidae. The record is from the annotation of a GenBank genome assembly.
GAAGCAUUCCCAGCAGGUCAAGAAAGCAAAGCAAUUCGACGUUUCACUACGAAAACGAUGUCUUUCAUGACCUUUUUGCUGAUGUUCACCACGAUGACGAAAUUUGUUAGUGCUGGUGUAGUCGGAGCAGAAUUUCAACUACAGUGUUCGAUAGACCUUACACAUCGAUUCAAAGCUCAUGUCUACCUGUUAGAAGAGAGUACAUUGCCUGAGAUUGUGCUCAGUGAAGCGAUCAAGGAAGCGCGCUGGGAUUCACCAUCGCACCUAAGUUUUGAGCUAUUCAGCGACGAUUUGCAAGACGUGGAAGGCAAACAUCUAGAGAUAAUGGUUCUUAUAAAACACAAUUGCGAAGAAAAGCAAAAAGGAAAGCGAAUUGCACUGAAAACUUUGGAGGUAGGAGCUUUUCCAUUGGAACAUGCGAGGCCACUUACGAAAAAUAUGGGAAAAAUAUCCCUACCAUGAGUUUGUCAAUCAAUGCUCGUCACUGUUGCAUUGAAUAAAGCUGAGAA